This is a messenger RNA of Polypterus senegalus (gray bichir), 6175 nucleotides long. It is a transcript of the gene slc12a9, whose product is annotated as solute carrier family 12 member 9. The transcript has 17 exons. Gene Ontology annotation, cellular component: membrane. Gene Ontology annotation, molecular function: potassium:chloride symporter activity. Gene Ontology annotation, biological process: chloride transmembrane transport; potassium ion homeostasis; potassium ion import across plasma membrane. The record is from RefSeq and is a predicted model, not a curated record. NCBI's taxonomy places the organism in Eukaryota, Metazoa, Chordata, Cladistia, Polypteriformes, Polypteridae. Bases 500 to 3265 code for a protein of 921 amino acids.
AUCGUUUUGCGUAUUCGUGUACGCGCCGCUGCAUCGCGCAAGUCACAUGAAAGUGUCCCAUGACCAAUACUGGUGAGAGAUGCAGUCAGCGAAGAGGAAACUGUUAACACAGUGUUCAGGUCUAAAUAAUUAUUGACAUUUUUUCUGUUUACAACGACUCUCCACUUAAGCGCAAGUGUCAUGCUAUACGAAGUCUUGUAAAGCAGCGGAUUGCUUGGUUUUUAGUGCGCUGGCUGGACCACACUGCUGAUGCCGGGUGGCAUCUGAGGGAGACACAAAGAGCUGCCUUCAGAGAGCAUGCUGCAGCAGGAUCUUUGAGUGUUUGAUAGGCUUGCUGUGACUGACGGAGCUAAUUUUGGUGACCCUGCUAAUGAGACAUCAGGGUGACAUUCACAGGUGGACAGACAUGAGCAGAUGAGGUUUUCAUGAUACCCAUUUUGGAGGACAAAAAUCAUUUUUAGAGCCACCUAUCUCCUGCUGUUUACAGAUUAACUAGAUCAUGUCAAACGAAAGCUCUCCUCUGCUGAACUACCGGCUUUUCAGUGUGGCAGGUGGGCUGCCUGCCAAUGAGGAGGAAUCUGGGGUGCGGGCAGAGGUGACUUUGUCCAAUGAGGCUCCCCAAGAUAACCAGCGAAGUCUCAACACUUUCUUUGGGGUCAUUGUGCCCACUGUUUUGUCUAUGUUCAGCAUUGUAGUCUUCAUGCGAAUUGGAUUUGUUGUGGGCCACGCAGGAUUUCUGCAGUCCUUGUUGAUGCUGGUAGUGGCUUAUGUUAUCAUCACCUUGACAGUAUUGUCUGUGUGUGCUAUUUCAACCAAUGGUGCAGUGCAAGGAGGUGGAGCUUACUUUAUGAUCAGCCGGACUCUGGGCCCAGAAUUUGGUGGAAGUAUUGGUUUGAUGUUCUACAUGGCAAAUGUAUGUGCAUGUGGUGUCUAUGUCUUGGGGCUUGUAGAGGCCAUCUUAGAUGACUUCGGAAUGAUGCCAGGUGUGGCAGGUCAGUUAAGCUUGCACUCUUUGCCACAAGGAUACUGGUACAAUCUUUUGUAUGCUACUGCAAUUCUGCUACUUUGUCUGCUUGUCUGUCUGGUGGGUGCAGAAAUCUACUCUAAAGCUUCCUUCCUCAUAUUUACGGUGGUCUCUGUGAUUUUGUUGACCAUCUUCAUCAGCUUUUUUGCUGUCAAGCCACAGAGUUUCAUCAUUUCACACCAGGACAGUGUCAAUAGCACCUUCAACACCAGCUACACAGGGUUCAACGUGUCCACUUUCAGGAGCAAUCUGUACUCAAAGUACUCUCGAGAUUACACCACAAACAACAUGAUGACCUUUGCAAUUGUAUUUGCAAUCAUGUUUAAUGGCUGUACCGGGAUUAUGGCUGGGUCCAACAUGUCUGGUGAAUUGAAGAACCCAAGUCUCUCAAUUCCUAAAGGGACAAUUAUCGCAGUCAUAUACACCUUCUUCAUUUACCUGUUUUUGUUUUUUAUGGUCAGUUUUACUUGUGACAGAUUGCUGCUCCUGGAAGACAACGGCUUUUUUAAGAAAAUCAAUGUCUGGUCACCUUUUGUCACUAUUGGAAUUUACUCCACAUCUCUAUCAGCUUCAAUGAGCACAUUAAUUGGUGCUUCUCGCAUUCUCCAUGCACUCUCCAAGGAUGACCUUUUUGGUGUAAUCAUGGCUCCUGCAAAAAUCACCUCAAGUGCUGGGAAUCCAUGGGUUGCUGUAUUAUAUACAUGGGCUCUAGUUCAGGCUGUGUUGUUUGCUGGGAAGCUGAACACCAUUGCUGGAAUUGUUACAGUUUUCUACUUAAUGGCUUAUGCUGCUAUUGAUCUGGCAUGCCUGGCCUUGGAAUGGGCAUCUGCUCCUAACUUCAGACCUACCUUCCAGCUCUUUAGUUGGCAUACUUGUCUGCUGGGUAUCAUCAGCUGCUUUGUCAUGAUGUUUCUGAUCAAUGCAGUCUACUCGUCUAUCAGCAUUGUGGUCAUGCUUAUUCUCCUGGUAGUUAUACACUACCGAGCACCUACCAGCAGCUGGGGAUACAUCAGUCAAGCUCUCAUCUUCCACCAGGUGAGAAAGUACUUGCUUCUCUUGGAUAUUCGUAAAGAACAUGUCAAGUUCUGGAGGCCUCAGAUUCUGCUCAUGGUGGCCAAUGCAAGAACUAGCUGUCAUCUCAUUAAAUUUAUCAAUGACCUCAAGAAGGGUGGUCUGUAUGUUUUGGGUCAUGUGGAGAUUGGAGACCUGGAUUCACUCCCGUCAGACCCCAUCCAACCGCAGUACAAUUUUUGGCUCAGUUUGGUAGACAAGUUGAAUGUGAAGGCUUUUGUGGACCUUACACUAUCACCUUCUGUCCGACAAGGUACUCAGCACCUUCUUCGCAUUACUGGUCUGGGUGGAAUGAAGCCCAACACUCUUGUGCUAGGAUUUUAUGACAACUGUACCCCAGAAGACUAUUUCUUGCAAGAUCCAGCCUUUCAGAAUAGCCAAGAAAAUGAUUUGUUUGGUGUGGAUGUGACAUCAUUGCAAGCUCAUUUCCCUCCUGUACGAGACAAUGAGAGCAGCAAAUACAUGUCUUCAGCUGAGUACGUGGCAAUUAUUUCUGAUGCCAUCAAAAUGCAGAAGAAUGUCUGUCUGGGUCGUUACUUUUUUUCUCUAGACAAGGAGGACUUAUUCUCACGUAGCAGAAAGCAACCUGAUCGCAUUGCCAUUGAUGUGUGGCCACUGAACCUUCUUCGCCCAGACAGCACCAAUUAUGUGGAUGUCUGCAGUCUGUUUUUGUUACAGAUGGCAUGUAUCUUGAAUAUGGUAUCCUCUUGGAGAUCUGCACGUUUGCGGAUUUUUUUGUGCAUUGAGUCUGGAGAUGACGGGUGGAUCCGCAAAGAGGAGAAACUCAGGGAAUUACUGAAUAAACUGCGGAUCAAAGCCACUAUCAAGAUUGUGAUCUGGGAUGAUGUCACUGCUUUACACUGGCACAAAAAGCAGAGAGCUCCUACUCCUGGGGCUGGGGACGAUGGUGUAAGAUCCAUUGCCAAUGCACCCAAUUCUGCUAGCUUAACAAAUGUCUCAAAGAUUACUGAUGACUACCUUGUAGCUAUCAACCAAAUGAUUCUUAAGCAAGCUCUAAAUACCGCUGUUCGUUUUCUGUAUCUUCCCCGGCCUCCAGCUGAUACUUCCCAAUAUGAGCGUUACCUGGAGCAGCUAGAGAUCAUGACUAGAGAUCUGGGACCCACUCUGCUUAUUCAUGGUCUUACUGCUGUAACUUGUACUGAGCUCUGACCGUAUGGUGGUGCAUAUGUGCUUGUUAAUUUUUUCUCUUCAGUCACCAAAGUUUCUAGUACUGGGCUUUAAAAGCAUUUAAAAAAUGUUGUUUUGUGAAUGAGUAAAAAAGCCCACCAGUGUCGGUUCCACUGUUGAUAACAUGUAGUUUGCUGUGGACUGCAGUAAGGCAACACCUCUAGUGAGAAGUGUUCCCAAUAUGAAUAUCUGAGGAAAUUUACAGUGUCCCAUAGAAUCAAAAUGUGGAUUACAGCUGCGGAGGCUGAAAGGUAUUUAUUUCUGUCUAAAAUCAUUUGUGACUUGUUGUCAUGCAGUAUAAAAUGAUUGAUAUGUGACUAAAGAAAGACAAUUUUUUCAGUACUAGCAAUGUGUAAUUCCUACUUAAUGACAGAGGAGUUGGCAAUUUGAUGAGCACAGCAUAUAUCCCCAUGGGCUUGUGCUGCUCUUCAGUGCCCUGAUGGAUACUUUUGUAAGAGUCUUAUACUGACAACUUAUGUCAGCAGAUUCAAAUUCUGUAUGAAGCUAAUUGGCUAUAGUUUUUAACUCUAGGAUUGCUGAAAUGGAGAAGGAAAAAAGACAGAAGUAAAAAAAAAAAAACUAAAAAUGUUGUUUAAUAAUUUGAGAAAUUAUUUAGAUUUCAUCUGGAUAAGCUUUCAUCGAUAUCAUUGCUGCCAAGAUAAAUUAUGGCAUCUGACUAUGGCCCUGUAUUGAAAUAAGCCAGUUCAGUGGGAUGGAACUAUAAAUGACAAAAGUAUACAUCUUGUCUGUAGAACCAGUACAACGUAGUCUUGCUGACGGAUUUUUUGUUUUUAAUGUUGGUGUGUCUGUAUGAAAAAAUGUGAGUUUUGACAGAGAUGCAGGCAACAUGAAUUUACUUCAUAACAAAAGAUCCAGUUUUUAAACAUUUCUUCCCAGAACAAAUCUUCUAAAAGUUUGUACCUAUGACUAAACUUGAAAGUUCUCUACCUGCAUGUAUGAGACAUGUAGCUCAGUCCAUCAACUAGUGACAGACAGUUUUACAGAUUUUUGUAAAGGAUGUGUAACAUUUGUCAAAAGCUUCUCUACUGUCAAUUUUGUCUACAUCAUUCAGUUAACCAAAGACUUUUGUUCGAACAGUAAUAAUGCGCUUUAUAACCCUUUUCAAUUCAUUUUCUUAUAUAGGAUGAAUUAACACCAACAGCAUUUUUAGAUCUUUGAAAGCUUAAUGCUUUUUUUUCAUGAGUGGUAUUGUGGUCAUCUUUAUUUUAAAUUAAUUCUGUUCUCAACCUUUUUGAAUAAAAGAUGACUGAAUAUUUCGAAAAAUCAUUUCAAAAGUACUGCUUAUUUGAAAGUGCCUAAAACGUGACAUUCUACCUUAAAUAUAAAUGAAUAGGACUUUUGAUAUAUAUGGUACAUGCUUAAAAUGGCAGCCCUUUGGCACAGAUGUAUUAUGGGAUUGUUUUUGAAAUGACCGUGUUAGAUGUUCCUGUGCCAGGUGUGGUUUACGCUGUUUUAAGGUUUAUGAGCUUGGCCCUGGAACUUUCCUGGUGUUCACAUACCACUCAUGGUUGAUGUAGUUUAUGAAACAGCUAUGUCUGCCUUGUACACACCUGUACAGAUUACGUAAUUCCUUUUAUUGAUGAGAACAAAUCUAAUUAUGCAUGCUUUUAUUUGCAUACAAAGCAACACACAUUUUUAACAGUGACUACAUUAGAUAUUCUUCAUACUUAACAAUUGUGUUACCCCAGCAUAUUUGAUGUGGCUGAACACAUACCUUAAAAGCAGUACAUAUAGUCGGGUGUGUUCACUGUAUAGACAACAUCUUGCCAUAUUUCACUUUGUUUCAGCUACUGGUUGUUAUAGGUUUACAUGUUUUUACAUAUAUCCUAUUAUUUUCCUAGUUGUAUUCCAGACAUAACUUCUUUCAGUUACUUUUAUAUAAAACCUAUUUGAUUAUCAUGUUUAAGUUGUCAAAAACAUUACUCUGCAUUAUGUGUGUUCAAAAUAUUUUCAACCUUUCAUGGAUUUUAGAUCUAAAUCCCAAUAUGGUGCUUUUGAGUAAAGGCAUCUUCUCAUGUGAUGUUUAGUAGUAACCGUCUGUCUUCCUUGUGUAUGUGCAGUGUGAAUCAAUAACAUUUUCUCAAAGAGGUUUUGUUCAUGUGUAUUCUCCCUGUUACAAACACACUUUAAAAAUAGGAGGAAAAAGUGGCACACUACACUGUGGUAAUGCAUAGCCAAGUAGGUUUGCAACAUGAGCAACAAGUGAAAGGCAGCUAUACAUUUUUCAGUUACUCCUAAGCACAGAAGCACACUUCCACAUUAACUAUUUUUGUCAUGAAGCGUUCAAAAUGGGAAGAUUUUGUUACUAAAUAAUUGAGGUAAUAUUUCUUUUAAUUAACAGGUUUCUUUGCAAAGACCAGUAGAUGCCAAGAAUGCUUUUUUAUGUAAUUUUUCUGCAUACAUAUCCUUAAAUACUGUUCACUGAAAAGUUUGCAACUUUGACGUUGUAGUUUACUCUAGUGCUUGCUCAAACAAAUGCCAAAAUUUGCAAACUAGUUUGCAGAGUAUGAGUAGAAUAAGCAAACCUUUGAAGUGAAUCUGUCAUUUUUGUUGUAAAAGUCAACAUUUUGUAGCACAAAAGAACGAAUAAGCUGUCUUGGUUGAAACAGUGCCAUUGAUAUCUAAUACCAUCCAUAAAAUUGCAAAAUAUGCUUGAGUAACUUAUGGUUCUUUUGCUGUGAUGCCUUAAUAUAUCUCAAUUUGUGUCUGCUGUUAUCCAAGAAUAUUUAAAAUCAAGAGGAAAACUUACCCAUAAUACAUUUUGUCCUGCUACUAAAUUAAAUUAGUGAGAGGAAUUUGUAUCCCGUUUCAGUUUGCUUCUGUAAUGUGACAAAUGCCAUGAUAGUAUCAAUAAAAGUAAAUUUAAGCUUU